This is a messenger RNA of Porites lobata, 3235 nucleotides long. NCBI's taxonomy places the organism in Eukaryota, Metazoa, Cnidaria, Anthozoa, Scleractinia, Poritidae. The record is from the annotation of a GenBank genome assembly.
AUGAAUCUCAAAGCAUUCGCCAUUGUGCUUUUGACAACAGUUCUUCUCUGCCAAAACACCCACUCAGCGACUUUGAGAAGUCGUAAGUCCAUUGUCGGCCUUGCAGCUGUGGGGUCGAUACAAGGUGGUCAAACCUUGUCAACCGUUCAGGUUCUUGAUGAGUGGUGUACAAACCUGACGACACAUCUCAACACAACUUUGGAAAAGUUUGUAAGUGAACUAUAUAUAGAGAAUACUUUAUAGAAAUUGCGGGCGUACACUAUUUACGCACGAGUUGUUGACGAAUCAGAAAUCGAACGAGUGAGCGCAGCGAACAAGUGAGAUUUCUACUACAUAAACAACGAGGCACUUUCCAUGUGGUAUUGUGUUUAUUAUAUACAUACUGAGACAUUCAUCAUCUUGGCGGCCUCUUUACUUCAAAUCUUUCCAAAAUGCUAAAUUUUGCCACUAGUACACACCGUGAAAUGACAACGAAAUCGAAGUAUCAGCUAUGUAUUAGUAAAAUCGUUGGUUAAAAUAUUAUGAGGGUAAGGAUAUGAGGUAAUCCAAGAACUACAAGGGCGCUUUCCAUUCAACAAAAAUUCCGGUUGGAAAUUUCGGAAAUUUCUUGUGUCCAAUGGAACGGUAUUUCCGGUUGCUCAAACCAGACCCAAGCCAUGGCGCGUUUGGUUAUUGUCAGUUGUAAGCAGGAUACCAAAGAAGAGUACUGGGGACAACAAUUUUGUCAAAUGGAAAGGGACGUUCGGUCCGACCGACGGAAACGAUCAGACCGGUCAAAGUAGACCACCUUCAAAGCUGGUCCCUAAUAUUCUGGUCGAACCGAACCAAAAUGGUCCGUUCCGUUUGAUGAACCAACCGAAGUUUCCGGAAUUUUGGAUUGAAUGGAAAGCGCCCCAAGUAAUCUUAACUGUUUAACCUGAAUGUACCCUUGAAAACAGAUAAAUUUAAGCUUAAGCUUACGUAUCGUUCUGUUUUUCCCUUCUGCUAUUGUCUAGCCGGCUCUCUACAGUUUUCUUCAUCGACAGUGAAACAAACUUCUGAACAAACUCCAAUUUCCGAGAUGUUUUUCCCUUUUUUCACGAGAAAAACUCUCCGAGGAAAAUGUCUGCGAAGCGGCGCUGCAAGCUGCAAGCGCCUAUAAAGGGGGGAUUUUUGGCGCGAAACUCACACACCUUUGUCGCCUGUGAUUGGACGUAUCACUUUUUUUCACUCGUGAAAACCAUCGUUCGCUCCUCUGAUUGGCUAGAACUCAUUUGCGUAUGAAAAUUUACGACAUAGAUUUUUGGUGAGUAUUUCUCAGUAUGUACAUAAUAAAUAAACAAGUACAAAAACUUGGAUAGUUCUAUUUUGAGGGCAAGAUUUAAGAAAAUUUACACCAGCUAUGAGCUAUAGCCUAUAGCUAGUAGCUCAUGUAAAUUUUCUUCUUGCCUCAAAAUGUAACUAUCGUCAAGUUUUACCAUUUGCAGGGCCGUACCUAGGAUUUUUUGUCUGCGGGGGCAAACUCGGUUUUCGUGAGAUUUCGGACCAAUAUAGCUACAAGAAACAGCCCAGCAAAAUCAGACACUAUGUUAGAAAAAAAACAUUUAGUUUUAUCGUCAAGUUUUACCAUUUGAUCGGAUCAUCAGUUCAAAAGACAGGCCAAGAUCGUGUACUUGCAGGCUAUCAGAUGUUUGCGGAAAAUCUAAUAUAUUUUUCUUCUCUUUUGCUCAGUACUAAAUUUUGUUUUGGAUUGCUGUGGGAUACUUUCGCUAGUCUCCGAUCGCUAACUUACUGUGUACUGUAUUUUUUAUCCCAGGCAUCUAUCCCUUUCAACAAAUCAAUGGGAAGCUCCUACAUUUCAGCCUCUUCAGGAGUGACGGUGAGUGCAGUGCUUUAAGACAAUGAAAGAUACCUUCAAAGUUGCUAAGUAAAACAGUGAAAGCGACGGUUAACGCACCUUAUAACUUUGACAGAAGAUAGAUCCAUGAAACGCACCAAUCACAUUUAGAGUCUUCAGUCACAACCAAUAACAUCACGGCUUACUUGUCAGACGACCAAUAACAUCGCAAAUUAAUUGACCAAAGCGGUCAAUAACCAGAGAUUAAUUCCAUCAAAUGACGUGAUACAACUCACUUUGAAUCUGAAGAUGACUACUGCACAGGUUGUCCAAAACGCCAGUCAUGAUCUCUUUUAACAACAGUCCUAUUCAGGACUUUACUCGACCGAGCGAUCACAUUCCACCUAUACUUACGAAGGUAUAGUAGUAUAGUAGAGAUUACUGAUCAUGGAUCUUUAUUCUCCCUCAGGUAUUGCAGAGGUUGACUUUUGACUUGAAUCAUAUCAAAAUCUACUCUUUAUUGUUUAGUCAAAUUCCAAGUGUCAUGACAGGUCCACAGUCUGAUCUGUGCUUGAAGGAUGGUGUUCGCCUCUUGUCAGUUCUCAUUAUUGGUAUGGAUAUGGCGGUAAGUAAUUCAUAUCUCACAGCUUAAACUUCAGUUAAGAACUCCUUCAAUGCCAGUGUCAACUGGCGCUUAAAGUAGUUUUUAGGACUCCUCUUCGACUUUGAUCGUUUGUUUUCCAGUUUUAUAGAGCUAGACCACCUAAUGCGGAAACUGUUUUCAAAUUUUGUCUUAUUUGCGUACCUAUGAAAAAAGGCUAAAAGCAAAUUUCCUUGAAACCGUCACAUGACCUGAAAUGGGGCAGAAAUCUGUUCAUUGCUAUGACACGUUAUAGGCUCACAUCAUUGCCUAGAAACUCAAUGUCUAAAUAAUACAAACGAGAGAUGCUCCAAUGACAUGUUACGCCAAAAUAAAUCGUGUCUUUCCCACGAUUUGCCCGUUGGUUUCAGGCUCACAACGCUCCAGUUUUUAAUCCAGGUUAAAACUUUUCUUGACCCUCAAUGUAUUGUAAAUAUAAUUUAUGAACAGGGAUUUUAAUUCCUUUAAAUGAGUCCCCUCUCAAGAAGUGAAAAAGAUGAACGAUUGCUGUGAAAAUUCCAAAUCAUCGUGUGCCAUCUUAAUAACUUUAAGAUCUUAUCAGUUAUCACUGUUUUCUCUAUUUCUCACAAUAGGAAGCCUACUUUAACGAUACUUCUUCAUUUCCGCCCCAGUUCCUUCAUGGGAAUAAGCUUGGCAGCCCAGCUCGAUACCAGGACCUCAGUCGUGAAAUGGCAGUGCUUAAAAGUCAAAUGAGAGAGCUAGUCAUUAUUAUUGGGAAUAAUAUGUUUUCCAGCUCAGCGCACGUCGUUAGUGUGUAA